CCCACGACGACUCCGCCACCCGACACCCUGACCAUUGACCAUGUCGAAUACCGCGUGCGAGAUGAGUUUCGAGAGGCAGCCAUCAAUGUCGCAGACGAGCUGGACCUGGACGAGGUCGAGGCGGCCAAACUGUGCAUCCACUCCCAGGUAGAUGGAAGCGGGAACGACCCUUCUCUGGUCUUUCGCGCCAUGAUUCGCUUUCACGAACAGCGCCAAGCGCUGCUGGACUGCUUGCGACUCUUGCUGCAACUGGGCCUGGAGGACGAGAGUGAAGAUGAUGAGAUGACGGAGGCGUUCAAAGAAGCUUCAAGUGCGAUAGUCACUGGUCAAGGUCGGGCUGCAUAUUGGCGCAAAUGCGUGGACGGCCUGACGGAUAUCGAGAACUUUCUCAAAAAGAUGGCUGAAUAUAAGGACAAGCUGGUCAUGACCGGCCAAGGCACUGGAGGCGACACAGGCGAGGCGCUUCGGGUUCAGCGCUUCUUACUCACCCGACAGCAUGAAUCGCUGUCUGCUGUGCUUGCCCACCUCAUUCGCUCAGGAUUUGUCUACGUAGAGGACUACCGCGCAUUUCUCAGCAAAGCUGCAGCUCUGGAGGCCGAUAUCGACAUCACAAUCCACUAUCUGCCGGUUCUGAUCAGCGGCGCAUCUCACUUUGCAUCGGAUCAAGGCAAUGUCACUGUGGGUGCUGCACGCGAGCUUCACAUGCUUUUUGCUGCUGGCAAUACCCGAUUGCAGUGGAAGCAGAGCAACUUGAGGGCUGCCGCCACGGUGUCAUGGCUCGCCGAAUACAACGCAAGGUUCGCAACCGGGACGAAUGAGCCUAAUCAAAGUGAGGCCGACCGGCGAGCUGGCGAAGAGGCUCGUAUGGACCUCUUCUUCGAGGCGCUGAGGGAUAAAGCAUUCCACUUCAUGCUUGCUGCUGCCGCUUUUCUCAAACCUGUGACCUGGCAUGAUCCUUCACGAACUGGAAUCGUUGACUUCCUCGUCGACAACGCCGUCAGUGUGGUCGCAAUGCCCCGUGCCUCUGACGAUUUCUCGGCUGUCACAAUGCACGAAUUGCAAGUCUUCACCGACGCUUUUGUCACCAAUAUGCCAGAUGCUCUGAGAAAGCUCAAGUUUGAGGAAGAUGAGAAGAGGCGGAACUUCUUGCCGCAAGGCAACGAGAAUGCCGACUCUAGCUUGGACCUGGAACGUUUCAUUGUCAUUAUGGCCUGUGCCUAUCAAGAUGACCCUGCAGCUGCGCAUGACUUCUGGGCGGAUAAGGAGAGCAACCUGUAUGGCUUUCUUCGAUGGGUCUCGCAGCGUCUGCCUACACCCCGGGUUGCCGCAUUCUGCCAGCUACUUAGAUCAAUAGCAUGCGAUGACAAGUCGGCAAACAAUGCUCAUCGCUUCUUACUCGAUGAGACUGCUAUGGGUGCUGGAAGACUCCGCAAAUCAUACGCUAUCACUGGCCAAGAGCGCAUCGCUAACGAAACUCAGCUCGAAGAGCCGGAGACAAAUAUCAUGCUGGACUCAUAUUUAGGUCUUGCCGCGCACAUAUGUCGGACAAGUCCUGAAGCCAGGAAAUGGCUUCUCGUGGAGCAAUCCGUCCACCUUGGCGAGGUCAUGUUCCAGCUCGCUCGGAGUGAUUCAUUGCCACGUAUUCGCGCAUGCUGUCUGGAUUUACUCACGGCGAUGCUCACAGACAAGAGCCUGGAAGUUCGCAAUGGCAUGUGGGUUCUCUUGGACAGCUGGAUAUCGAGCAGCGGUCUCGAUGGUUCAACUCUGUCCCGAGCGCAACCCAGAACGCCAUAUCCUGCAAAGCAAUACUUGAUGAUGUUUGCAACGAAUGGAGAAGCUGUCGCAUCUUUUCUCAGCUUGCUCAAUGCCCUCGUGUCUCCCAUAGAGAAUGCCGCCGAGGUUACUAUGGAAAAUCUACCGUUCCCCGAGAACCUGGGUGCGCCUCAUCGCCAUGCUGGUAUCGACACAUAUGUUGACUUCGUCAUGGAUUCAAUCUUCGCGAAAAAGGUACCUCGCAUGGAGAUGGAAGGCGAGGCAAGCAUGGUGGAGAUCGUACGAUACGAAUGUCUCAACUUCAUACAUCAGUGUCUGCUUACAUUCAACGAAGACUUGGUACUACUGGCAAACACAUCCAACGUAGCUGUGGAAGCCACAAUGGAGACGAAAUCUUUCGCCUCCUAUGCUCGCCUGCAUCCGUUCGCGCGUGCGAUGGAAUGGAUCUUCGACAAAGGCGUCGUUAACUCGUUAUUUGCGACCAUACAAAUCAGUAUUGAUACUCUGGACAAUGCUGAACCAUCAGCGCCUGUCGUGCAAGCAGUUCUGAGAGGACUACAAAUCCUGAGCUUGGCCUGGAAACUUCAGCCUACCUACCUGGAUAUUGUGCGACCAAUUAUCGUCAGCCAGACUUCGAAGCAGCAACCAGUGGGGAGCUCGACUUUGACUUCGGUCGACGAGGUCCUCCUAACGCACCUUCAUUGCGUCGUCCAUGUUGCACAAUUCACUGUCUGCAAGCAUGUUGAGAUCAGCCUUGAGAGCAUUGCACUUCUGCAGCGGAUUGGGUGUUCGAGGAAGCUCGCUGACAUCCCCGAAGACGGAGCUCGUGGCCGGAGUAACCGCCUCAUUGGGCUCUUCGCGCCUGUCAGCACAUCUCUUACACUGGAAUUGCAACAAGACUUCAACUUGGAGGAAUGGGAUCUGGAGAGUGGCGAAGCACCCUUGAAGCUUGUCCGCGCGAGGGCAAUCUUGGAACUAAUCCAUGCGAGUCUCGAUGCCUCAGAUGGCAGACCGAGCCUCGGACACAGCUUGUUGGGCUUUGCAUGCUACGAGCACACAGUAGACGUGCUCCCACAGACUGCAUUUGCUACCUCUCAAUCGCUGUUUCACGCCAUCGCUGCACGAGCUGCCGAUCUGCAAGUGGUUAUUGGAGACACUGGAUACAGGUCCUGGUUGUUGAGCGUAAAAAGAGGAUGCCUCGAGGUGGUGAACAAGCUAGCAGUCUCGCCGCUAACAUCGCAAAUCGUGCAGCCGCAGCUUCGUGCGAUGGACUUCCUUCCAGCCUUGUCGAGGUCACAACUUCCCGUCUCAGUGAGCCCGUUUUGGGACUUCAAAUCUACCGUGGAUCCUGACCUCCUCUUGGACAGUGCGGCUCAUGCUAUUCGCGACUUCAUGCGGGUCCGAGAAGCUUUCUUCGAGUUCGCUGCUGCCGAUCUACGCAUGGCAUCGAAACAAAGCUCAUUCUCGGUGCAAGAGAAGAUUGUCAGCGCAUUACUUGGCACGAUCAAGCUCCCGGCUGGGGAGAAUUUACCCACUGCUUCCAUCUUUGAUCUCCUCGACUUCUUUGACCUUGAGACAGCCAAUGCGCUGGAGCCAAACUACGCACAAUGUUUGUUCUUCAGGGACGUCGACCUAUCAAGCUGCAUGAAAGAUUAUUCGACAAGUAUGGACCUCUUUGACAUUGGCUUGGCAACGGAGCUGUUGACACUACGCAAACGAGAACUGAAGGAAAGUGGUGUAGUCAAGGAGGCCUCUGAGGUGGAGCGAGCCAACGACGAAGUCAAGGCUAUUUUGGCCUCUCUCAUCAGUCAGAACAGCUGGCUUGCGAUACACGAUGCUCGGACCGACGCUCUCGAAGCCUGGACGGAACUCAUGUCCCUUAUCGUCACGAAAGGUGGACUGAACACUAACGACGUGAUCGCCCUCUCACUGCAAGGACUUCUAGUAGUCCUCCCAAAGUUCGAGAAGAGCUUGAGCGACAACCCUGAGGCCACCGGCUUGCUUGCAAAACUCACACUUACCUUAACCGAGGCCAUCAGUCCUGCUUCGCAUGAUGCAUCUCAGCAGACCGCCAAUGUGGCCAUCGAACGCCUUUUGGCCAUAUUCCGGGUGUCUUUGAAGGUCCUCGCCGAUGGCGAUGCUGAUUUGGCGCUCCGCGACAUAUGCUACCGGACAAGCUGUUCAGUACUUGCAUCUUUGCCUGUCACAGCGGGGGCUCCCCCAUCCGCCUCUGCUAAGCAGUUGCUUUCACUGGUACAAAGUGCUGGCGAGCGGCUGCUGGCCGUUGUGACCGAAGAUGCCUUUUCCGGUCGUGGAGUCACCAGAGUGUCGGCGCUCUUGUUCCUUGACGGCCUUAUUUCAUUGUACCAAGGUCUGAAGGUCACCUCUUCGCUACUAAAAAUACUAAUGAAGCUGAACUUCGUGCCCGUACUGGUCGACAGCAGCAUUGGUGGCGUUGCCGAAGCCUUCAAGAUCGAAGGGGAGACGGUCAUCACGCUAGCUUUCUAUCAUACAGCUCUUGCGUUACUCCUCCGUCUUUGUCAGACGUCUGAUGGCACAGCACUUGUGCUCAACUCGGGUCUCUUUGCUACGAUCGAGGAGAGUAGACUGUUCAGUACCGAUCCAGACAUCGGAUUGGAUAUCGACAACGCGAUAGCUCUGCGAGACUGA
Molecule: messenger RNA, 4443 nt
Organism: Pseudocercospora fijiensis CIRAD86
Lineage: Eukaryota; Fungi; Ascomycota; Dothideomycetes; Mycosphaerellales; Mycosphaerellaceae
Exons: 3
Biological process (GO): nuclear pore organization
Cellular component (GO): nuclear pore inner ring; nuclear pore
Molecular function (GO): structural constituent of nuclear pore
Source: RefSeq, a predicted model, not a curated record